GCAACAUGGCUGCGGCUAGGAGAAAUAGGCGCAUGGCUGCCUUGCAGCCUGGAUUUCUACCUGUUAAACCAGAUCUAGACAACGGCACUUUGAAUAUCGGGAAGAGAAAACGUGUUAACAAAAACAAGAAAAAGAACUGGAAUAGGCACAGCGACAUACAAGAUGUGGAAGAGUUUCUGGAUGACGUGAGACUUCAAGAAAGAGCCGUCGGGGGUUUGAUAGCGGACAAACCGGACGAAAGUCUCUUUUUUGUUGACAUCGGAGAGGAAGAGAACAAAGAUGUGCAGCCAGAUGAAGAAGAGAAGAAAGGAAAACCUUCUCGACCGUUGAGGAUAGACCUGAUUCUGCAGCCGGACUCUAAAGUACCUCCACCUAAAGAUGUCCUAGCUCACCAGCGGCCUAAUGCCAAGAAAGAGCGGCGUAUCGCCCAGAGGGCCGAGAAGCUGGCCGCUAAGGGCGUGGUCCCCCGGCGGCAGAAGCUGCUCCAGCUGCGCAGAGCGGCUGCGGCUGCGGGUACUUUGGUAAAGGAGAAACCCGUCCCCAACACCAAUCCCAACAGGGCCUUCUACGACCUGUGGAGCGCAGGGGGAGAGCAGAGCACAGAGGCAGCGGAUCCCUAUUACCUAGAACAGACGAAGAAGAAACUGGUCAAGAGGCCAGAAAAGCUGAACGAUAAGCCGUCCGUUCUCCCGGCCAUCGAGGUCAUCGCCCCGGGAGGUUCCUAUAACCCUGAUUUCUUCUCGCAUCAGGCUUUGCUCCGUGAAGCUCACGAGGUGGAGGUAAAGAAACUAAAAGCAGAGCAGAAAUUGGAACGACAGCUGGCCGUGAAGAAGGAAGACAAAGCUACUGAGGAGACCAUCUUUAAGGAGCAGGUGGAGGGCCUGAUCGAGGAGGAGGAGGAAGAAGAAGAGGAGGAAGGAGCAGGGCGGGAAGGAGGAGAAAACGCUGAGGAGUCCGCCAUGGGCCCAGCGGCACAGCAGGAGAAGAAAACGGAGAAGCAGAGGAAGAAAGAAAAGGCCGAGAAGAUAAAGGAGAUGCAGAGGCGGGCAGAGCGCCAGGCGAUUUCCAGACGACAGCAGCUCUUCCAGCUGCGCUCCAUUCACGCCGAGCUGAAGAAACGGGAGCAGAGAACCAAACUGAGACAAAGCCAACGCAAAGCUCGCCAGGAGGCCCAGAAAGCCAUGCCCCGCCGCCUGGGACGGCUAAAAUACCAGGACCCUGAUCUGGACGUCCAGUUGAGCGAUGAGUUAGCCGGUUCACUGCGGACGCUUAAGCCAGAGGGCAGCGUACUAAAGGACCGCUUCAAGAGCUUCCAGAAGAGGAACCUGAUCGAGCCAAGAGAGAGAGCCAAGUUCAAGAGGAAAUACAAACUCAAGUAUGUGGAGAAGAGAGCCUUCAAGGAGAUAAAGUGAUCAGUCGUCAAUGUUAAUGGACGUUUGAGAAUACCAACAGGAUGUUGGAGACUACCAACCAAUGUCCAAGGGCUUUUUAAUGGCAUCUGCCCAACUGCUCUAUAAUUCUGUAAAUAAAAUUGAAAUGAUUAAAAAAAAUAUGUACAGCACACACCGUUUUGAAAGCUUUGUCAGUUGGCUUUCUGCUCCUCGGUGUGGUUUGAACAUAAAACCAACAACAGCCAUUCAGGACCAUCACAGACACCAACUGUACAAAAGCUGCCAUUUUUCUUCCAUGAAGAAUUGUGGGAAGUGUAGUCAGAAUUCUAAAAAAAUGGGCGGAAUACACUGCCUUGUACGCAACAGUGGAAAGUACUGAGUCAAAGCCGAUGACGGAAAUUUGUUCACUUAUCUCUCUGAGAGUCCUCUGUAAGAACUGCAGACUGUUUCUCCUGUUUUGUUUUUUUUUCUCUUUUUUUUUUUUUUGGCCCAUGCCAAUCCUUAAUCCACAUCAGUCGACUGCCAAACAGUCAAUCCCAAAGUCCAAAUCAGAAUGGCUGCCAGAAUACGAAAAGCGAUUAAUGUGUAAUAUUUAAAAUGCCGUGCGCGGGGAUUUGGACCCUUUUGUCUGGUAUUUCGGGACCGUGUUUAAAUUGCUUUUGCCAAAUGAAUAAAAGAAUGC
Molecule: messenger RNA, 2073 nt
Organism: Chanos chanos (milkfish)
Lineage: Eukaryota; Metazoa; Chordata; Actinopteri; Gonorynchiformes; Chanidae
Gene: nop53
Product: NOP53 ribosome biogenesis factor
Exons: 12
Coding region: 6-1412 (468 amino acids)
Biological process (GO): rRNA processing; ribosomal large subunit assembly
Cellular component (GO): nucleolus
Molecular function (GO): 5S rRNA binding
Source: RefSeq, a predicted model, not a curated record